AUGCAUGCUGCCCGGACGCCACCGAGAAUUUACAUAACAUCCGUCGAGGAAGGUUCCGUAGACGGACCGUCGACCAACGACGGGCAGCCGUCGACUGAAAUAGACGAACGCGACGGACGGUCGCGACCGAUCCCGUCGAUCGAUUUGGCCAUGGCGUUGGCCGGAAAGCAUUCACAGUCCGCCCGGGACGGCGCCGGGACUAUCCCGCUCACCGACGGCGUGCUCCGGACGACUAACCACGGUGGAAUGGCGGUCACUCCGUCAACGACACCCAGCAAGUAUAUCUGGUGGGGCUAUGGGCCCGAUUUAGCAUUUCAGGAACGGUGUCAGUGCCACGCAACUCUACAAAUCUCGGUGCCGCUUCUCCAUCGCAGAUGCCCCACGGUUCAGCGAAGCUGGCCGGUCACCUCGCAGCCAGUGGCCCUGUUGGUCGUUUUCGGAUUCCUGUGGGCCAUCGCAUGGUCCAUCCUGCCGGCUGGCCUCUCCGAUCCCACCGGUGGCCUCAUGCGGCUCGCCUUCCUGUUCGUGGGCGCCCAAACGUGCGGUGAGCUCGUCGCGAUGGCCGGACUCCCGGACAUGCUCGGCAUGCUGGGCUGGGGCGUCCUGUACGCCAACGUGGGCUGGGCGGACUUCCGUGGCUACGAGCGGCUCGAGGUGUUCCUGCGCGAGAUGGCGCUCGUCAACAUUAUGCUGCUGGCCGGUCUCGGCCUCGACUACGCCGCCCUGCGGUCCCUCUUCCGCUUCAUCCUGCUGCUAACGGUGGUACCGAGCGGGGCCGAGGUUGCCGCCACGGCCGUACUCUCACACUACCUCCUCGAGCUACCCUGGCUCUGGGGCAUCCUUCUGGGGCUGGUGGUGACGGCCAUCUCGCCGAACGUCGUCGUGACGGUGCUGCUGCGGCUGAGGGAGGAGCGGCUCGGUCUGGGCAAAGGCAUCCACACAUUAAUCAUCGCCGUGACAAGCUGUAAUGAUGUGCUGGCAAUUUUCCUGUUCGGUGUCAUCCUGGGCCUGAUCUUCGUCCCCGGCAACCUCACCGGGCAGAUCGCGCAGGGUCCGAUCGGUAUCGUGAUUGGGCUCGGUUAUGGGUCCGCGUGCGGUCUCGUCCUUCCGCACCUGCCAUCGUACCACGCGAGGUACAGCGCCGGGCUGCGGUUCACGAUGACGGUCCUGGCCGGCACGCUGUCCGUCGUUGGCAGCAAGGCGAUCGGCUACCCGACGGCCGGAGCCCUCGGGUGCAUCGUGACUGCGUUCGUGGCCGGCACCGGCUGGCGCAAGCGGCCCGGGGCCGGUGCUGAAGCGGUGAGCGUGUACCUCGAUCUCCUGUGGAAGUUUCUGAAGCCCGUGUCCUUCUCGCUGAUCGGCAAGGAAGUCAACUUCUCCGCCUUGGCCGGCGAAACGGUCCUGUACGGGAUGGUAACGCUCGUCGUCGCCGUGCUGGCUCGACUGGCGUUCUCGUACUGCUCCACGCUCGGGAGUGAGCUGAACGGGAAGGAACGGGCGUACGUUACGCUGUCCGGCUUCCCGAAGGCCACCGUCCAGGCGGCCCUCGGUCCGGCGGCACUCGAUCUUGCCCGGGCACUCGACGCACCGGCGGAGGAGUACGCAGACAGGGCGCAGACCGUGCUGAUUGUGACGGUUUUGGCCAUCAUCUUCACGGCCCCGCUCGGUGCGCUGCUGAUGGUGAAGCUGGCACCCCGGUGGCUGAAACGAUCGGCGGACGACGAUCGGUACCAGUGA
Molecule: messenger RNA, 1737 nt
Organism: Anopheles bellator
Lineage: Eukaryota; Metazoa; Arthropoda; Insecta; Diptera; Culicidae
Gene: Nha2
Product: sodium/hydrogen exchanger 9B2
Exons: 7
Coding region: 1-1737 (578 amino acids)
Biological process (GO): proton transmembrane transport
Cellular component (GO): membrane
Molecular function (GO): antiporter activity
Source: RefSeq, a predicted model, not a curated record